UCAAAUCAAAGUUUGUAAAAAAAUAUAACCUAAUUUCAGUUUAUCUAUCACAUGUGCGAUAAAAAUUUUCAACUAUGUCCAUAAAAAAAGAGAAAAAACGUAAAUCCAAGAUAAAUAUUGAAUCAAAGGAUGCUGAUAAAAAUGAUACUUUAGUUAUUCAAGAAAAUAGUUACUCUCAAUCUUUGUUAGAAGGUAGCAUCGACGAUGAAAUUUCUAAAAGUGAAUCGCCUAAAAAACAUAAAAAGAAACGCAAACACACGGAUAAUGAUACCAUAAAUGAAUCGAAGGAUGUACACGAAGACGAUACUCAACUUAAUCAAGAAGAUAUUAACGAUCAAACUGUGUUAGAAGGCAGUAUCAAAGAUGAAAUUUCUAAAAAUGAUUCGCCUAAAAAACAUAAAAAGAAACGUAAAAUUACUGACCCCACGGAUAAUGAUACCUUAAAUGGUAUAAAUAAUUCUAAAAAGGUUAAAGUGGAUUUAGUGAACGAAGUAAAUGGUGUUGAAGAUUCUGAAAAUAGUGAUGAAAAUGAGGAGAAGCAUGAGAAAUCUACUGAAACGAAACCACGUAGUAAUUUCUCAAUUGAGAAUUUUAAAAAGAAAUUACAUUCUUCUGAUGGUAUUGAAGCUGUAAAAGAAUUUGUGGAACAGUGUGGAGCAAACACUUCACAGGAUCUUGCCUUGGAUUAUAUAAACUCCGGUGGAAAUAUCGUCGAAAUUUUACAUUUAUUGGAUACACAAGAUAAAAAAAAUUUAUCGUUAGCUACACCAGUUUUUGAAGCUGUAAACAUUCUGUUACUCAAAAUUCAAUCGAAUGCUAUCCAAAAUGCUCAAAAUGCAAUCGAAGGUUGUCGCUAUUUAUUAAAUAAUUAUCUAAUUACAAUACAUUCAGGACUUAGUCCAUUUUCUACACUCAAACAGAAACGAGUUACGCUAAAAUUAUUGACCUCAAUUGUUACCCUAUCCCCUUUAUUAGCCAAAGAAAUUCUAUUACAAUUAAAUUUCACCGAACAGAUUCUAGAAAAUUUAACCCAACAAAAUGAUGGUUCUUCAUUGAAUUCCGUUCGUACAGCAUUCAUACAUUUUUUAUUAUCAUUUUUAAUCGAAGGAAAUUCUUCGAAUAUACGCAAUUUAUUAGAGAAAAAAGGUGUUGUCGGUAGUAUUUUCGAGGAAUUAAUAUACGAUGACUAUCAACUUGUUAAUCUAGUUUUAACAACAUUACAAAGAAAUGUUCUCGAAAGUUCUAGUAUAACAAAAACAUCAAAAUUGUAUACAUUUAGUUCACCCGUAUUAAAAAAUAUUGUCAAUUUAUAUAAUUGGAAAGGGCGUAAAUAUUGGAAAGCAAAAAUUCGUAAAAAAUCAAAUAGUACGGAAAAUUUCAUUGAUGAAAAUGAAAAAAAUAUUGUAAUUGAAGUUGUACAUAAUUUUUUAAUUGUUCUUUGUACAUCUCGAAAAUACGGGAUUGUAUUUCAUGAUAAAACGUAUGGAACGAGUGGAAAACGAUUUAAUAAUUUAAUUUACACAAUGUUAGAAUGUUUAGAACGACCAUGGGAACAUAAAUACGUUUCUGAAUUAGUUAUAAAAAUUGCAUGUGCAUGUCCUGAUUUAUAUUCGUUUAUAAUCGGGAGUGUGGAUAAUUAUUUGGAGCCUAGAGCUUCAAUAAAAUGGCUUAAUGUUAUAAUGUUUGUAAAAGGGGUUAUUACAUCGAUUAAAAAUAAUAUUUUAAUCGAAGAUUUAAAAGAUUUAAAUUCAAAACAAUUAAUACAAUUGACCCAAAACUUAUUUACCCCAAAUGUCAUUCUAAAAGUAUUUAGCCAAACCAAAAUUAUUUCACAUGGUGACCCCUAUAUCCGUGAAAUUAACAUCGAUUUUUUAAAUUCAGAUUCUGUACAUGUCUUAAAGAAAAUUUUAAUUCAAACGGGAAUUUUCGAGAAUAAUCAACAUGAAAUUAAUUAUUGGUUAGAAUUUUGUGAAAAUUAUAAUGCAGGAAAUUUAUUAGGUACUAGUAUUAAUUUCGAAUCCGCGACUGAAAUUGAUGAUAUUUUCGAUGUAAUUCAAUAUUCCUCGAAUACAAACAUCCAAACUGUGAAACAUAUAAUUGUUACUCCGUUAAUUUUAGCUGUAUUCGAUUUAAUUGAGAAAAAUGAUGAAUAUACGUUUACAAAAUCAGAUUGGAAAUAUUUAUCGUUUAAUAUUAAAGAUUUCGAACAAAUUCAAACAAUUUAUGAUGAAUAUGAAUAUUUAAUAUUAAAAACAAUUGAAAAACCACAUAAAGCUGGUGUUUUUACGCGGGAAAAUUCAAAUAGUUUAAUAAAAUUAAUCGUCGAAUGUAUGCCGAUUGAAAAAGCUGAACAAAUUGCGUUAAAAGUGAAUAAAUAUGAAAUUGUAGAAGAAUUUCAUUUGGAUUUAUUAGAGAAAAUUUAUAUCAAAUACCCCGAAGAUGAGGGAAAUCAAGAUGAAGGAAAAUUACAAACGAUUGAAACAAUUUAUGAAAUGAUACAAAUGCAUUCAGAAUUUCUAGAUGUUAUGUUAGAUACCAAAAAUUAUAAAUUAAAAAUUGAAUUAUUAAAAUUAAUAAUAAUUUUAAUAAAAUAUAAUAAAAAAAUAAUUAAUACACAAUUAAUACCGAUUUUAUUAGGUGCAUAUAAUUGUACGAUAAAUGAAUCGGAUCAAUUAAUUUUAGCGAUUUUAUAUUUAUUUGAACAAAAUUCGAUAAAUUUCGAUAAAUAUAAACCAUUUUUAUGGGGUGAAUUAGCUAUAACACAUUAUUCGGUACGGCAUAAUAUUGAAACGGCUAUAUGGCGGCAACCUCGAAUGCAAAACGUUCUGGAAUUAAUACAAAUGGAUGUUGUUUAUAAUACGAUUAUGAAUUUUGAUUGGAAACGUUCGUUUGGUGCUUUGGAUGAUGGUGAUAUUGUUAAAAUUAAUGAUAUUAAUUUAUAUGAAGAUAGAUACGUGGAAAAUAAACAUCGAAAACGUCUUCAUAGGCUACGACAUCUUGGUGUUGGGGAGGAUUUUGAAAAGAAUGUACAAAUUUAUGAUUUGAAUUUCUUUUUACCAUUGUUUAGUCAGUUGCUGUCGUCUGAAUCGUUUGUUAAAUGUUAUUUAUUUACACAACAUGGAUGUUUGGCGUUAACGUUAUUGUCGCUAGCUAGUAAAUGUCCAUUGGUGCGACAAGCUGGAUAUAAUGUUUUAGCACGAUUUUAUUUUCAUCUCGAAUCAUCUAUAAAUUCACGAAAUUCCAAAUUAUGGAUAGAGUUUAUCAAUCGAGUACGUUGCGGUUUAGUAAAAUUACAAGAGAAAACCAAACAAAAAGAUACGGAUACUUAUCGGAUCCCGGUUAUAUGUGCUGUAUUUUUAGCAAGAUCAGCAAUAAUCAUGAAUCAACCGCUAAACCCGCUGUACAUGGCUAUCAAUAAUUUUAUAUUUGUUAAAUCAGUAAUUGAUUUCACAAUAAUCCCUGAAUUCUUACAAAUGUUCCAUAGUCCAGAAAUCGAGUAUAACAUUCAUCGAAAUUGGAUAUUACAAGUAAUCCGUGAUGGUUUUAAAACAAAUCUCGAUUUCCAAAUAAUGCGUAAAUCGAUGGCAUAUAAAAUGAUACUCGAUUUUUAUUCGUGUACAUUCGCAACCGACGAAACAAAAUUAUUAAUUUUACAAAUUUUAGAAAAAUCUACACAAAUUUCCUACGUUACAAAAUAUUUAUUAUUCGAAAUCGGAAUUCUAUCGUGGAUGAAUAAUAUUUUACACAAUUUCCAUAAAACGGAUACGGAACAAAUUCAUUUAAUUUUGAAAAUCAUAAAUAACAUUUAUUUAUUAAUUAAUGAAUUCGAAAAUUCGAAUAUGUUACAAGAACAAUUGUUGUAUAUGUUAAUAACAAUUUCGACAUCAUUACUUACAUCGAAAAUAUCGAUUGAUGGAUUUUUAUUGUUUAUGAUUCAGUGUCGCCAUGAAAAUGUGGAAAAUGAAACUAACAUAACAUAA
Molecule: messenger RNA, 3980 nt
Organism: Chrysoperla carnea
Lineage: Eukaryota; Metazoa; Arthropoda; Insecta; Neuroptera; Chrysopidae
Product: nucleolar pre-ribosomal-associated protein 1
Exons: 8
Coding region: 75-3980 (1301 amino acids)
Biological process (GO): maturation of LSU-rRNA from tricistronic rRNA transcript (SSU-rRNA, 5.8S rRNA, LSU-rRNA); maturation of 5.8S rRNA from tricistronic rRNA transcript (SSU-rRNA, 5.8S rRNA, LSU-rRNA)
Cellular component (GO): nucleolus
Source: RefSeq, a predicted model, not a curated record